Molecule: messenger RNA, 835 nt
Organism: Megachile rotundata (alfalfa leafcutting bee)
Lineage: Eukaryota; Metazoa; Arthropoda; Insecta; Hymenoptera; Megachilidae
Product: allergen Tha p 1
Source: RefSeq, a predicted model, not a curated record
AUUUUUUAUUACACUUCGCGAAGAAUAAUUUAUGCCAAAAGAUUUGUAAAUAUAACUGCGAUAAUUUCAAUCUGUCAUUUGGACAUGAAGAUGCUAGAUACUACAUAUUUGUUUAUGAAAGUAAUAUUCAAUAUUAUCUAUAAUGUCAUUUGUGAAGAAAAGAUAAUUUAUGUUAUCGCAAUCUCCCAUAAAACCGUUUCUCAUGAAUCAUUUAGAAAGUGAGAUUAUCGAAAUUGACUAAUAUGUGUAUUUGAACAGUCAUCCCCCUAAAGAGGGAACAAAAUAUAAGAGCGAGUUUCAACGCUCGGGGUAGUCAGUCUGGUUCAAAUACUUAAAAUUCGUAUAUUACGCAGGAACCGAGUAACUCGUUCGAAUUAAAAAAAAAAUAAAUAUAAUUUAAUUUACCGUUUAUCCGAUAUUUACAACUAAAAAUGAAAAUUCAAAUCUUUCUACUUCUGGUCGUUGUUGCAGUUGCAACUUUUGUUGAAGCACAAGAUAUUUCGAAUCUAUUAAAUGAUAGACGUUACGUGCAAAAACAAAUUAGUUGUAUUCUGGAUCAGGGGCAUUGUGAUGCUAUUGGAAGGAAAAUCAAAGGAUUGUUACCAGAAGCUUUGAACAACCAAUGCCGGCGUUGUACACCUAAACAAGCGGGUCAUGCACGCACAUUGAUCGCAUUUAUGCAACAAAAUUACCCAUACGAGUGGCGUGCUAUUGUACAACGAUAUGCCGCUAUGCAAUAUGCAAAUUACAGAAGAUUUUAAUAAAAUAACGAUAAUUAUGUUCUGUCAUGUUUUGUUCAUAUCUUUUAAAAAAUUUGGAAAGAAACUAUAAAAUG